AUGGAUAUCACGCAGGGGGCAGAAACUGUUUCUCGUCGAGAGGAAAUUGAUGUGGAUUUUGAGGGAAAUGUUGUCGAGAAGGCCCAAUGGUCUAACAAGUUCCAGAGUGUCAUUGCCCUGCUCGGAUUUUCUGUAGGACUUGGCAACUUAUGGCGAUUCCCCUACAUGUGUCAGCGGAAUGGAGGAGGUGCGUUUUUGAUCCCUCACAUGAUCUUCACGGUCAUUGUUGCGAUCCCACUCUUCUUCUUGGAGGCUGCCCUUGGUCAGUUCUCCCGUAAAGGUCCCAUAGGAGUAUGGGCGCUGUGUCCUUUGAUGAAAGGUAUUGGCUUUGGUAUCCUGAUUAUCAGUAUCAUCAUUGUGCCAUACUACAGUGUAAUGUUUGCCUGGGCCCUCUACUACAUCUACAGCUCCUUCUCCACCGUCCUGCCCUGGACAACAUGUGGCAACUCAUGGAACACACCGCAAUGCGUGGCUGUUGGUGAUUCAACACGUAUCCCCAAUAACUCUACAGAUGAAUCAAGAUUCAAUAUGACAACAUAUUCGUAUCCAAUGAACGCUUCUAGUGAGACCAGCAUGGUCACAAAAGUAUCAAACGUCUUUGGUCAUACGGCAACAGAAGAAUUCUGGCAGUACAAUGUACUGGACAUUUCAUCAGGAAUAGAUGACCUUGGCACUGUCCAGCUCCACCUCUUCAUUUGCUGGUUUCUUACAUGCCUGCUCCUUUUUCUUGGUAUCGCAAAGGGAAUCAAAUCUCUUGGCAAAGUAGUGUAUGUGACAGCGUUGAUGCCAUACAUACUGCUAACGAUACUGCUGGUCAGGGCGUGCAUGAUGCCAGGUUCUCUGGACGGGAUUUUAUAUUAUAUGACUCCUGACUUUCGCCGUCUUCAACAAGCACAGGUGUGGUUAGAAGCAAUUAUUCAGGUGUUUUUCUCAGUGGGACCUGCUUGUGGCACUAUCAUCAUCAUGUCCAGCCACAACUCUCCCCACAACAACGUUGCAAGGGAUGCAAUCGUUGUCACUCUGAUAGCAGAGAUGACAAGUGUUUUUGUUGGGCUUGUUGUGUUUGCAACGGUAGGCUUCUUGGCUCAUGAUCUUGGACAACCUAUAGCUAAGGUCAUCACUUCAGGUCCUGGCAUUGGGUUUAUUGUGUAUCCAGAGGCAGUUGCCCUACUACCGGUCUCGCAGCUGUGGUCAGUGCUGUUCUUCUUGGUAGUCCUGAUGAUGGGUAUCGAUUCGAUGUUCGGCAAUAUAGAAGCAGCUCUUGGGUGUAUAGAAGAUAUCCUACCAUCGCGUUUCCAUACCAAACACCUCCAGACCAUACUGGCUGCUCUGUGGAUGAGCGUUGUCUUCCUGUUUGGUCUCCCUUACACAACUAAUGGUGGUGUGUACCUGUUCCAGUUAGUAGACUGGUAUGUUGCAGCCAUUACUUUGUUGGUAAUCGGUGCUCUGGAAUGCAUUGUUGAUGGUUGGUGCUACGGUGCGAAACUUUUUGCUGCUGACGUUGAAGCUAUGAUUGGAAAACAGCUGCCAAUUGUCUUCAAACUUCUGUGCUUCAUCUUAAUCCCUGUAAUUCUAAUAGUGGCCGUGUUUCUGAAUUUCGCUUCUUACAAACCACCUUCUUACGGUAGUUACGAAUAUACACCCGUCGCUGUCUCUAUUGGCUGGGGUAUUGCUCUUGUAUCGCUGGUACCUAUUCCAGUAUCCAUGACGAUAGAUAUCUGGAAGGAAAAGGGCACCUUAGCUCAGCGUGUGAGAAAAGCCACAACUCCCAACCGCAAAUGGGAAGAAUUCAGACAACGCUAUGGAGUGGAGAGAAAAUCAAAAUUAACUAUGAAGGAGAACAUUCUAUUUCUUUUUAAGGGAUGAAACUUACUGACCUACAGCUGAUUGUCAGUAUUUCCUCAAACCUAUUUAUGAUGUUUCAGCACAUGAUCGUUAUUCGUUAAUGCUUGAGACGAUCCAAAUACUUUUCUUGAACGUUAGGUUUCCUGUGAAAAACAAUAUUGGCUCUCUGUAAAAGCUGCCAGAAUUUGAUUUGACUUUACUGUUCCAUUGGUGAGGGAAAUUAAUUUGCUUAGACGUGUUUCUUUACAUACAGUGGAAUCUGGAACUGAAUGUAUUGCUGCAUGCUUAAGUUGUAUUUUUUUUUGCUGAGACUUUAUUGCACAUGUGGUUAAAUACGCAAUUCUUACCAUU
Messenger RNA from Haliotis rubra (blacklip abalone), 2196 nucleotides. Its product is annotated as sodium- and chloride-dependent glycine transporter 2-like. Gene Ontology annotation, cellular component: membrane. The record is from RefSeq and is a predicted model, not a curated record. Bases 1 to 1866 code for a protein of 621 amino acids. Gene Ontology annotation, biological process: sodium ion transmembrane transport. The transcript is spliced from 13 exons. Lineage: Eukaryota; Metazoa; Mollusca; Gastropoda; Lepetellida; Haliotidae.